UCUUUCUCUGCAAUUCUCUCAUUUUCUGCUUUCUCUGGCUUUAUAAAUAAUCUGCACAAUUUGGAAGCGAAUUCUAAAUCUCUCUCUGCAAUGGACUGUGCCUCCGAAGAUAGCUCCGAUAACUCUCAGCGACCACACUCACACAAGGACCAGCGAGUCUAUUUCGUUCCUCACAGGUGGUGGAAGGAUGCUCAGGAUUCAAUGCCUGCGGAUUCGGAUAAGAAGAAGGGAAUUGCGUAUGCCUCUUUUCCUGGUUCGUCCUAUGCUGGUCCCAUGAAGAUUAUCAAUACCAUCUUCAGCUCGGAUCUUGCGUUCAGUCUUCGGAGGGAGGAGGAUUUGCAGCACAGUCCAAGGACAUUUCCCUUUUGCCCCAGAACAUCUGACAUGCACUCUUCUUUUGUUAUUUUUAUAAACUUUUAA
Messenger RNA from Vigna angularis (adzuki bean), 420 nucleotides. Its product is annotated as ubiquitin carboxyl-terminal hydrolase 8-like. The transcript is spliced from 2 exons. The record is from RefSeq and is a predicted model, not a curated record. The coding region runs from base 91 to 420 and encodes 109 amino acids. Lineage: Eukaryota; Viridiplantae; Streptophyta; Magnoliopsida; Fabales; Fabaceae.